AUUUCAUUUUAAAGGAGAUGAAAAUUGAGAUGUUAGCCUUUGUACAGCAGAAUAGAUUAUUGAAAUGAAAAUCCAAACUACCAGUCAAGAAGAAAAUGUCUUAUCAUUUUUUUGUCAGUUCACAUUUCAUUGGUGUUAGCCUAGUAUCUCACUUUCCUUCAAUGUUUUGACAUUAUUAAUGGACAAAAAGGAAAUUCCUAAAAUUUGCAGUAGGCAGAAUAAAAUAAAGAUUGCAAAACUUCUUUUUUUUUUUUUUUUUCUUUUUCUGUGAAUUUACUGUUUAGGAAGAGGCCACCUGAAAUACUAGAUUUCUUAGCACUUUAUUAAGAGUAUUCAAUUAUCAUAGGUUUUAGAAAAAUAAAACUAGUAUCCAGCCUGUUGCCUUGCCUUCUCCUGUAUGAUACUUUUUGAAGAGUUAUAAUUAACACUGAGAACUGUUCUACCAUUGCCAUUGAAUUUUGUGUAUUAUAAUUUUCUGCACUUUGCAAGAUAAUUUCUUAAGUGAGAAUUCUUAUUCUUGUGGGUGCAAAUGUAGCAUUGUCCAAAACUAAUUGAUCCAAGAACAGCUACAUACACGAGACUGCUGACUUACACAGGCUGUGGAUCACAGCAGGAGGUGAGGUGUGAGGUGUCAUCCAGCUUCCCAAUUCACCCAAAACUGAGGCACACUUCAUUUGAGCCUGUUUAGGGAACCUGGGGGCUGUAGCCAGAAAUGGGUGGCUAAUUUUCCAAACAGAACCUCUGUCUGCACCUCCAGCAGCAGAGCAAACAGGGCACAGCCCCUUUGGCUCUGAAGAUGUGUUGUGGCAAUGCCUGCUUUAGUCUGGGGAAACCCUUUGCUCACCCCUGUGCCCUCAGUGGCCUCUCCUGGACCACAACCAGGGAGCAUUUAGGACAUAAAUAGGUGUGCCCAAGCUUAAACAGUGUCAGGGAGUACAGUGGUCAUGAAAAGGAUGCACAACAGAUGCAAGGCACUAGCCCCAUAUUAUCUAUUAAUACAGAAAAGCCUGCAAUUUUUUCUUGCUUGUGUAACAGUUCACAAAAGCAUAAACUUACAAGAUCCACUGGUUUUCCAUGCAACCAGAGUAAUCCUCUACAUACUCUCAUAUCCUGCCUUGGCUGCUCUAAACAUUUACUCAUAAGACAUAAGAAAAAAUAUAGUUAUUGCUAUAAUUAGCAUUCCUCUUCCCUGCCUAAUCCCAUCUGAAUCCGAAUAUAUAAGAACACAGAGAUUGAAUCAGAAUGUGUUUAUCUCUCAUCCACAGCAAAAAAUCUGUACAACAUCUCAGACAUGCACAAAAUCAUUUCACCCCAUGGUGUCUGAGCAACACUUUCUGUGUUUUACCCAUAGAUCAACUGGUGAGAUACAUUAUUUAUAGUCAGGAAACAAUUAUUGAAGUUUUUGGUUCUAAAUUUGACUGCAUUAAAUUACUAUUUGAUUUCAAAAUGAAAACUGUUGUACAGAACAGGCUAUAUAUGUGCUCACUAUGUAUUUUUAAUAUAUUUAUAUAUUGCUUAUGCAUAUAUUAUGUACACGUAUACAGACAUGUCUAUAUAUAUGUAUACACAUACGUAUUUUGGAAGGUUUUUUCUCCUUUUCACACUGUAACAAAAUGCCUCCUCUUCCACCUCCCCCUCCUUAAAUUUUUGUAUUUGUAGUCUUUUAAUUGUUGUGUUAACAGAAAAAAGAAAAGAAAAUAAGAAAGACAUUAAAUAAGAGCAGGGGCCCUAUCAAAUGGAAAAGACACUAUAAACACAAAUACAGGGAGGACAAAGUAAAAAGAGUGGGACAGAACCAGUUCCUUAUUUAUGCAAAAUUAGAUCUUGCAUCUAUCUUGUGACAUUGUGACCAUUGUCCUGGUACUCAAGGAAACCAUUCAGAUCACUGAAGUCACAGAAAAUACCUGUCAUCUUGUCUUAAUUUUAGCUUUUUAGCAGUUUUAGCAUCUCUGCUUCUUAAGAUUGUUUAAUCUCAUUUUCCUUAAAGGACCAGAAAAGAGCUCAGAAUAUGAUGAGGUAACCAUGAAACACAAAGCAAUCCUGUCUGUAGGAGCUAUGCCCUGAGUUCUUGUGUGUGGUAUAUGUCAUGAUAGUCAAAGUUCCUCAGCCCUGGUUGAACUGCAAAAAUCCUUCAUUUUUUGAUACUUAUUAAUCUCAGCAUAAAACCAGUAAGUGUCCCAUAAGAUGCCUCCUAACAUUUUGAUACCCAACUCAUAAAAACUCACAAAAGCCUUCCCAGUGACUGCUGAGUAUUGGAUUGUUUUUUGUUCUCCUGUGCGGUUGUAGUGAGGAUUUCAUAGAAAGAAGUGGCAUAUUCCAGAAAACCUCAGCAUGUUUUGGCUGUGUGUCAUUCUGAGGCACUCCCUCCCUGCCUUUGGAGUGGAUUAUGGAGCAUACAGAGAUCAUUACACAGAAGGAAACUCUAAAAUAAAUCCUACUUUUAUUUUUUCCUCCAGGUUGACACUCUUUCUUCCCUUCUUUUCAUUAUAUAUUACAUUUUGCUUCCAUUAUGUGCCAACACAAAGUCAUGGCUGGCAGCCAAGCUGCUUAACAGCUGCAGAACUCAGGAGUUUUGGAUAGUUUUCCUGGCUCUCCUAAUGCUUUGCUGUGUAAUUUGGGGAAAGUUCCUCCUUGCCUCUACUUAUCCAUUUCCCCAGAGUAAUAGAGAACAUUAAUCAUCACUGUAAGCUGUACUGAAGCCUAGAUCUGAAAAGUGCUUGUUAUUAAUGAUAUUAAUUUAUAACUUAUGAACUGUGUAACACACAACCAUUGUUGCAUUGAACUGGGGCUGGAAAAGGGCUUUUUUGCCAAAAGAACAGAUUUGUGGAGGUAGAAAAUUUUACAGAAGUAGCUUCUAGUCUUCUCUAACACUUUUAUAACCUGUAUAUUACUGUGAAUUAAAUUUCCAUGAAAAACAUUUGUCUGGACUCAAAGUUCAUACACUGUAUAUUUUGCUCCCUAGACCUUUCUUUUCAAUUACAUUUUACUAUUUUUUUUAAUGGGACUUUGACCUUAUUUACAAUUACAGAUUUCCUUUUUAAUUUCCCAGUCAUGUAUUAAAAUAGCACAUAAAGCUACGAACUUUAGGGCAAUGCAUUGCAGUUCUUUCCUCCUUUCUCAUCUUGAAAACCAAAGCGAUUGGUUUCUCACGAGAGGAGAAAUGCACAGAGAGCCAUAACACACACAGAUCCAUAAUUUUCACAAUUAACAUGCAGGUAAGAGAGUGCCCGAGCAGCAGCCAGCACGGCUCACAUUCUGACUGCUGUAGCGCCACCACCUUCAGCUACCCUGAAACCAGGGCUCAAUGGCUUAAGUUUAGGGUUUGUGUUAGCCACGAAUAAAGUCAAGAUCUGUAAAUGGUUUUGUAAAAUGGCUAAUUUUCUUUUUCCUCUCUCACCACUUUUCCCCUCAGCGCAACUGCUCAAUGUAGAUGCGCAGCCUUAAUCGGUUUAGUUGCAAGAAGAUAAUCUUUUUUUCUCCCCUUCUUGCUGUUGCCUGUUAGCUUAAAGGCUUUUUAGCUGAAGGUUGAUAAUUAUCACUGAGAAGAAACUAGCACAUCAGGAGUUCAUUUUCUAUCUUAGCACUUCUGGCGCUCCUUUGAACUCCUCGCACCAAGCCCGUGUUCCCACUCUGUCACUUUCCUCCCUCCAUCAUAAAAAGGUCUCGGCAGCCGGCGGCUCCAGCCUUUGCUGGUGGGCAGAGGGCAUCGCUUCUCCCGAGCGCUCCUCCAGCAUGGACAAACUGCAGGAGACAUUGAUAAACAUGGAAGACGCUUUGGGUACGGAGCACUCCGCCUGCUUGUCAUCCUGGGACUGGAAGAGCUCCGCUGGGCCUUUUGAGCUGCACCCCAUCUCGCCCCCGCACAGCUUGUCCCCGACGCCCUCCUUCGAGUCCUACUCCUCCUCGCCCUGUCCGGCGGCGGCCGAGCCCCCGUUCGGCGGCGGCGGCAGCGGCCUGGCGGCCUACGGGCUGCUGGAGUUCCCCGCCGCCUACCUGCCCAGCCCCGGGCAGGCCCGGCUGCCCAAGGGCACCAAGGUGCGGAUGUCGGCCCAGCGCAGGAGGAAGGCCAGCGAGAGGGAGAAGCUGCGGAUGAGGACCUUGGCCGACGCGCUCCACACGCUGCGCAAUUACCUGCCCCCCAUCUACAGCCAGCGGGGCCAGCCCCUCACCAAAAUACAGACCCUGAAGUACACCAUCAAGUACAUCAGCGAACUGACCGAGCUCCUCAACAGCGUCAAGCGGGUGUAGAGCCCCCGGCAGCGCCUGCCCCGGCACCCUCAGGCUCUUUACAAACCAAAACCCGGCAAAAUUCCUUCCUCGCCUGAGCGGUGGGGCCUGCUGUGAGAGGAGGGAGCCGCCGCUGGACCUGGGACACAGUGCCUGAAGGUGAUGUAGGAGUACCCGAAAACCUGAGCUGCAGGCUCCCGAGACAGAAGUCUUGCUCUUUGCCUUUCUUCAUUUUUUUGUUUUAAUAAGUUUUUGAGAAAUAUUGAACGUAGUCUGAUACAAAAGUAAAAAAAAAAAAGCCAGCUCAUCUUCCUAGGAUUUACAUAUCACUGUUCUGACUGAGCUUGUUUUAUAAGGACGAUAGUAAAUCCAUGGGUGUUAAACUGAAUUUUUAAAAAUGACAACAGCUUUAUAAGAAUACUAAGUGUAGGCACUUUAAUCAUAGGAUGAGGAAGAACAUGUAUUUAGUUCAAGUAUUGUCUAUUUAUCCAUGUUUCCACUGUACCUAAAAAUCAAGAGAGUAAAUAAUAGUGAGAAAUCUUUGCAUGUAAACAAAUAAAUGUGUCAUAGUCUGUAUCCUGUAUUAUAAAUCUGAUUGAUAGAUAAGUUUUUUGAUUGAAAAUCUAGUGAAGACUGCUAAAUAUUGAAAAUUAAAUAUAAGCAAGCUGACAUUUUGUACAGAUAAAUUGCUGUUAAGUCCUCUCUUCUUUAUUAAUAUAUACAGACAUAAAAUUUUUCUAUAUUUAAUGUGUAAAAACCUCCUUCAAUGCUGAUAAAUGAUGGAAAACAUUUUUGCAUCUAAUUUCUUAAACAAAUAAGAUUAGAUUGAAAUGGCCUGCUCUCUGACAUGAAAUAAAUUGAUUCAGGUUUCACAAAGAUGUCAAGUUCUAUUCUCAAUGUGUACUGAAAACUAGGAGGGCUCUGGUAAUCAUGUUGUUUUAUUAAAAGCUGUCAGAGCAGCUCUUUCCUACAACCAGGCACAGUCCUGUAACAAACGCACACAGAAGAUUUUUUUAAAAAAAGAAACAACUGGGUACGUAGUUUUAAUUUUUAAUUACUUUG
Cyanistes caeruleus (blue tit) is the source of this 5289-nucleotide messenger RNA. It is a transcript of the gene MSGN1, whose product is annotated as mesogenin 1. The record is from RefSeq and is a predicted model, not a curated record. Gene Ontology annotation, cellular component: nucleus. Gene Ontology annotation, biological process: mesoderm formation; regulation of transcription by RNA polymerase II. NCBI's taxonomy places the organism in Eukaryota, Metazoa, Chordata, Aves, Passeriformes, Paridae. Gene Ontology annotation, molecular function: protein dimerization activity; RNA polymerase II cis-regulatory region sequence-specific DNA binding; DNA-binding transcription factor activity, RNA polymerase II-specific.